AUGGAUGCGUCCUGGUCUCCGGUCCUCCUGCUCUCCACUCUGUUGCUCUCCUCAGCAGCCUUCCUGGAGCCCUACGACCUGCUGUACGACACGGCCGUGCGGGCUUUUUACGCCGGGGACUACGAGAGCGUGGCUCUCCGGAUGGAGGAGGCGCUGCGCAGCCACUCGGAGGCGCGCCGCGCCAGGGUCCGGUGCCGCCUGCGCUGCCAGGACCAGCAUCCCUUCCCGGAGGAGACCUUCUCCGACCUCAGCUUUUUCGACGCGGUCCUCCGCAGAGCCGCGUGCAUGAACAGAUGCAUCGAGGAGAAACUGGGCUCCCAGUCCGUGCACAAAGUCAGCGAGGACGUGGUGCAGGACUUCCAGAGGAGGAUCCCCUACAACUACCUCCAGAUGGCGUAUCAGAAGUUGAAGCAGCCUGAGAAGGCAGCAGCAGCAGCUCACACAUAUUUCCAGGCCAAUCCGGAACACGUGGAGAUGGGCCAGAACCUGGAGCAGUACAAAGACAUCGAGGGCAUCGCGGAGGACGUCUUUGUGGACCGAGAAGCCCGUCCUCACCAGUACUCUUUCACAGAAGCCGUGAGGUCGUACGACGCGGGCGACUACCAAGGAGCUGCCGCUCAGUUUGAGGAGGCUUUGGCGGAAUACUAUAAAGCCGACGUGCACUGCCGGGCCCUGUGCCAAGGCCCACAGAGGUUUGAGGGCCACGAUCAUCUCCGCUACCGUUACAGCCUUCACGAGCUCGUAUCAGAUCACUUCACUCAGGUGCUGCACUGCGAACACGAGUGCGUCAGAGAUCUGGCCACCAGGCCGGGCCGCCUCUCGCCCAUCGAGAACUACCUCCCCCUGCACUACGACUACCUUCAGUUUGCUUAUUUCAAAGAGGAUCGGCUGGAGGAGGCGUUGGCGUGCGCUCUGACCUACCUUCUGUUCCACGAGGGAGAUGAGUUCAUGACAGACAACGUGGAUUUCUACAGAGAGGUCCUGGGCCACGACGCCAAGCCCAGAGAGAGGGCCGACUGGUACCUGAGGAGGCACAAGCAGGAGGUCGAGCUCCUUCGGAUCGGCAGCAAAAUAAUGGGCGUGGAAUUCACAGAUGGGAAUUACUGGAGCAGCACAGGUGGAAGGGACGACUCAAGCAGGAUUCCCUCUGGCACCGAUGGCUGGAUGGAGUACGUUCCCAUCUCGGAGAAGAAGAACGUUUCCACCGUCUCCACGCAGCAGCUCAGAGAAGGCGGCCCCCUGGUGUACGACGCCGUCCGGCUGGUGCAGAACUCGGCGGCCUUGAACGGGACCCAGCGAGUGUUGUUCGACCAUGUCAUAUCCGAGGAGGAGUGUGCGGAGCUCAGACACCUGGCACAUUCGGUCACCAUGGCGGGGGACGGCUACAGAGGAAGAAUGUCUCCCCACACGCCCAACGAGAAGUUCGAGGGAGCAACCGUGCUUAAAACUCUGCAGUACGGUUAUGAGGGCAGAGUGCCGAUGAGGAGCGCUCGCCUCUUCUACGAUGUCAGCGAGCGAGCCAGGCGAAUCAUCGAGUCCUAUUUCGUGCUGAACUCCACGCUGCACUUCUCUUACACACACCUUGUGUGUCGGACCGCCAUCACAGGACAACAAGAUCACAGGACUGACCUGAGCCAUCCCAUCCACGCUGACAACUGUCUGCUGGACCCCGAUGCCAACGAAUGCUGGAAGGAGCCUCCUGCUUACACUUACAGAGACUACAGUGCACUGUUAUACCUAAAUGGAGAUUUCGAAGGAGGGGAGUUCAUAUUCACAGAAAUGGACGCCAAAACGGUCACGGCAUCUGUGAAACCAAAGUGUGGUAGGAUGGUGGGUUUCUCGUCGGGGGGGGAGAACCCGCAUGGCGUGAGGGCGGUGACCAGCGGGCAGAGGUGUGCAGUGGCUCUGUGGUUCACCCUGGACCCACUCUUCAGAGAACUGGAGAGGCUACAGGCAGACGAGGUGAUCCUGGCACUGGACACACAGUCUGUUUUGGGUCAAGGCCUCAACAUCAACCCCAAAGAUGAACUUUAAAGGAUAUCUGGUUUUCUGUUUCAACUAUUUAUUAAAUUACCUUUGGAUGAGAACAUUUUUAUUUUUGUACUAUUUGAAGUGCAAGUUGAUGAUAUUGUCCUUUUGUGUUGUCAGCUUUGUGUUUUGUUGGGUUGUAAAGUUCGACUACCUUUCUGCUCCUGUGUUUUUCCGUCUGGUCGCAGCCUUCUGCUGAGCUGUAAUCUCACUGAACUGUGAAGAUGACAUUUCACCGCUUUGGAUUGUGUUUCAACAGGUUUAAUAUUUCCAAAUGAUAAUGUAUAGUUAUUACAGAAACACCUUAUUUUCAGUGGUCAGUGGUUUUAACUUAUAUUAGUUAUCAUUCUCCUAAAGGGUACUGUUAAACAUGAUAUUACUGAUUAUAUUUGUUCAAAUGUCUGUGCCAGUAUGAGUUAUUUUCAAAGUAGACGGUGCACUGUUUUUUUUGCUUUCGGUGUCUACACCUGAAAUAGUACUCAUUUCCAUGCCUUAAGGAGGAGAACAGAGUUAUGUGCUGAAUACACGCAUAGUACGGUUCUUUAUUUCUGUGUAAAUGUUUGGUUCACAUGUAAUAACAAAUCCGAAUACCGGUUUAAAUGUUUACUGAUGUGAGGACAUGGCGGGUGUGUGUGUGUGUUUAUUUAUGUUUUUAAUAGACAGCUGCUGUCUGCUAGUAAUAUGAAGAACUUUUUUUCAUAAAAGAUGCCAAUCGUUCCUGUUUCAAGGAAUACGUAUUUGUACGGUCUUUUGUAUCUUUAUUCUUGUGUCGAUUAUACCGAUGAGAGAUCGAGUCGUGCACUGUAAAUCCCCUGAAAACAAAAGUAACUGUUUUUGGGUUGUUUUCUUUUGUUGUUUUUUUUAAAAACAAAUUCAAUGAGCUAACCAGAAAUGUAAUUGUUCUUUUUUUUUUUUUAUUAGGUUGGCCACUUUUGUCUCACUGAUAUUUAAUCCUGAAAUGCUGUACAACACAAAAGUUUAUGUGAACAUGUUUCAAUCUUUAAAUUAAAAACCAAACAAAUCUUCCAC
Molecule: messenger RNA, 3057 nt
Organism: Menidia menidia (Atlantic silverside)
Lineage: Eukaryota; Metazoa; Chordata; Actinopteri; Atheriniformes; Atherinopsidae
Source: the annotation of a GenBank genome assembly